Temnothorax curvispinosus is the source of this 2588-nucleotide messenger RNA. RefSeq names its product fasciclin-1 (gene Fas1). The transcript has 16 exons. Bases 466 to 2493 code for a protein of 675 amino acids. The record is from RefSeq and is a predicted model, not a curated record. Gene Ontology annotation, biological process: extracellular matrix organization; cell adhesion. Gene Ontology annotation, cellular component: extracellular matrix. NCBI's taxonomy places the organism in Eukaryota, Metazoa, Arthropoda, Insecta, Hymenoptera, Formicidae. Gene Ontology annotation, molecular function: cell adhesion molecule binding.
GGAGAGGGCGCAGUACCGCGCUAUCCUCCGUAUCGUUGACACGUCGAGCGGAAAGAGUGCGAGAAGGAAAAAGAUCGAGGAGGGAAAAGUGAAGGAGAGACGGAUCGCGCGAUCUCUUCGCGCUCGCUCAUCAAAUCGACACUCGCGUUAAUCGUCCUCGUGCGUGAAUAAAUAAAUUUAUCUGUCCCGAUUACGGUGUCCGUCCGUGGAGAACUUCCGGCCUGCGACGUUUCCGGAGCGGCCUCGCGAACGCGUUUCAGUGGCGCGAAGUUGACUCUCUCUCUCUCCCUCUCUCUCGCCUUGUGUACUCUCGAUGAUCUAUCGGUGAAUCGAUCGUCCGGCGCAGAUCAUCCGGGGAGAUCGUCCGCGUGGCGCGUGGUGAACGGUUGUUAUUCGCGAGUGAAUUUGGUGAAAUUGUCCCGUGUGCCUAUAUCCCGAGGGAGCUGCGCCCGGCUGCGAGGGACGAUGCUGGCAUUCCUGUUCGCCGCGGCGCUCGCCGUCGCGAGGAUCCACGCUAGCCAGGUGACCAUGGACGCCAAGAUACGCGACGACUCCGACUUGUCCCAGUUUUACCAGCUUCUGGAAGCCAGUCAAGUGGCCAAUACUACCCUCACGUACCGCCACGUGACCGUGUUCGCGCCCACUAAUCGAGCAUUCCAGAAGUACAAUGGCAGCACGAAGAAUUUGGUUUUGUAUCACAUGUCGAACCGGCCUUUGACGAUCGAGGAGCUGAGGGAUUCGAUAUCCUCCGAGUUGGAAGGCAACCCACCCCUAUGGAUCACCAGGAGACCGGGCAAGUACAGCGUGAAUGUGUACAUUAACAACGCAAUGAUCCUUUUGGAGCAGAGCAACUUCCAAUCGAAAUUGAAAGUCAACGGCGACACUAUGACUCAAGUCCUGCACAUCAUAAACGAGGUCCUGGAGCCCGUGCGAUCCAACUCGGCGGAAUCGCCGAUCUACAACCCGAACGCCUUUCAAUUUCUAAACCAGAGCGAGAAUCUCAAUUUGGGCGACCAUCGCGUACGUACUUUCCGACAGCGGAUCGUCAUCGAGAAGAAGGAAGCCAUCUUCAAGGCCGAGGGUCGUUUCACGUUCUUCAUCCCCGUUGACGAAGGUUUCAAGCCGGAGCCGAGGCCGCAGAAGAUCGAUCAGCUGGUGAUCGACGGGCACGUUCUACCUAACGAGGUUCUCUUCACCGCGCCGACGCCGGACAAAGUGCCGUAUCCAACCCUCGUGUUCAACGACAAUCUCAGGGUCGUCGUCAGCUUUCUGAAGUCGCAAAAUAAAGUCUACGUUCAAUCGGACACGCUGGUGGGCGAUACGACUCAUCAGGCCGGGGUGGUGCUGGCGGAAAUAGUGAAGGCGAACAUCCCGGUGCGCAACGGUGUCGUUCAUCUGAUACAGCGACCGCUCAUGGUCGUCGACAGCACCGUGAAGGAUUUCCUGGAGUCCUUCAAGGGCAUCGAAAAGGAGGACGGACCGGUGUACAAGUUUUACGAAACCAUCCGCGAUUUCGGGGACGAUAUCAUGUCCUCCAUCAAUCACCUGACUGACGUUACCCUCUUCGCGCCCAGCAAUGACGCGUUGGAUGAGCCGGGCGUAAAGCAGAUGCUGCAGGACAAGAAACGCAUCAAGGAAAUCCUCAAGCUUCACUACGUCAAGGAACGGUUAACCCUCGAGAAGAUCAAGGACAAGAGUGUCAGCCAGAAAUCAUUCGGCGGGAAGCCGUCGCACGUCGGGGUGCCGACCGCCGCCGAUAAGAAGAAGCUCUACUUCAACGUGGUGCAGGGACCGAGGGAGAAUCAGACCGUCACCGUGGAGGGCGGCGGCGUGAACGCCACCAUCAUCACCCCCAACAUCGCCGCCACCAACGGGAUUAUCCAUAUAAUCGACAGGGUUCUCGGGGUGCCCUACACCACCGUCCUCGACAAACUCAGGACCGAUCCGAUGCUCAACUCGACCUACUUGCUGGGCCAACGACGCGGAUUCAACGAUCAGCUGAACGACACGACGAAACGGUUCACGUACUUCGCCCCGCUCGACUACGCCUGGAAAGAGGCGUCGAAUAACUAUCCGUCGACCACCAAGAAGCUCUUCAUGCCCGAGUACAGUUAUCACACGAAGCAGAUAUUGGAGCGGCAUCUCGUAAUAGCGGACCAGGCGUUCACGAUGGCGAAGCUGAGAGAGAUCAGCAACGACACCCUCUUUCUCCCAGCGGCCAGGGACAUUCUGAAGCUACGCGUUAAGGAGUACGGCGAAACUGAGAAGCACGACGAAAACGCAAUCCGUCCAGAAGUAUCCGGCUACACACUGGAGUGGGAGGGCAAGAGGAUCCGCGUAGUCCGUCCGGACGUCGAGUGCACCAACGGCAUCAUCCACGUGAUCAGCGCCGUGUUCCUCAAGGACAGCGACGUCCGGGUGACGGGCGGCGCGUCACUGGCCACCCUCGCGCCCCACCUAAUCAUGAUCCUGAUAGCCAAGUGGCACCUGUAAAAACCCUCAUCGCGUCGCAUCGUCUCGCAUCUGCGGCAGAUGCGUCUAUAGGAAUUUCUCCUUGGGGUCCCGUCUCCGAUCGUCCUCGAGCGGCG